Messenger RNA from Dipodomys ordii (Ord's kangaroo rat), 8056 nucleotides. RefSeq names its product zinc finger, ZZ-type with EF-hand domain 1 (gene Zzef1). The transcript has 53 exons. The record is from RefSeq and is a predicted model, not a curated record. The annotation marks the transcript as partial. Gene Ontology annotation, biological process: protein ubiquitination; regulation of synaptic plasticity. Gene Ontology annotation, molecular function: ubiquitin-like protein ligase activity; zinc ion binding; calcium ion binding. NCBI's taxonomy places the organism in Eukaryota, Metazoa, Chordata, Mammalia, Rodentia, Heteromyidae. Gene Ontology annotation, cellular component: postsynapse.
CUGCUGGAACCAGCCCGGCUGCGGGAAGCAGCCGCGGCACUGCGGCCCACGCCGCCCUGCGAGUCGCUGGUGUCACGGCACCACGGCGCGCUGCUGCGCUGGCUGGAGGAGCGGCUGGGCCGCGGCGAGGAGUCCGUCACCCUGGAACAGUUCCGGGAGCUGCUGGAGGCGCGCGGCGCUGGCUGCUCCGGAGAGCAGUUCGAGGAGGCCUUUGCCCAGUUCGAUGCUGAGGGUGAUGGGACAGUUGAUGCUGAGAACAUGUUGGAAGCCCUCAAAAAUUCCAGUGGAGCCAAUCUUCAGGGGGAGCUGAGCCAUGUCAUAAGACAACUACAAGCCUGCUCUCUGGUUCCAGGUUUCAUAGACAUAUUUUCAGAGUCAAAGGAGGGUCUUGGUGUUCACUCAUCAAUGAUACUGCGCUUCCUGCAUCGCAAUCGAAUCUCUAGCAUGGUAAUUCCCUAUCCAAUGUUGGACCACUGCAAUAACAUGUGUACCAUGCGGUCCUCAGUCCUGAAGGAGUCUCUGGAUCAACUAGUACAAAAGGAGAAGGAAAACCCUGGAGAGUUAACCAGAAGCCCUGAGAUGGAUAAACUCAAGUCAGUAACAAAAUGCUAUGCUUAUAUAGAGACAUCCUCCAACCCUGCAGAUAUUGACAAGAUGACAAAUGGAGAAACAUCAUCCUACUGGCAGUCAGAUGGUAGUGCACGUUCACACUGGAUUCGGUUAAAAAUGAAGCCAGAUGUGGUACUUAGGCACUUGUCCAUUGCUGUGGCUGCCUCUGACCAGAGCUACAUGCCACAGCAAGUGACAAUAGCCGUGGGAAGGAGUGCUAGUGAUCUCCAAGAAGUCCGAGAUGUGCACAUCCCCAGCAAUGUGACUGGCUACGUGACCUUGUUGGAAAAUGCCAACAUCAGCCAGCUCUAUGUCCAGAUUAACAUAAAACGUUGUCUUAGCGAUGGAUGUGAUACUAGAAUUCAUGGUCUGAGGGCUGUUGGCUUUCAGAGAGUUAAAAAGUCUGGAGUCUCAGUCUCAGAUGCCUCUGCAAUAUGGUAUUGGUCUCUGUUGACAUCUCUGGUGACAGCUUCAAUGGAGACAAACCCUGCAUUUGUCCAGACAGUGCUGCAUAAUACCCAGAAGGCGCUGCAGCAUAUGCCUCCACUUUCUCUCUCACCAGGAUCUGCAGACUUCUCAACUUUCUUAUCUCCCAAUGUUCUGGAAGAAGUGGACAGCUUCCUCAUAAGGAUAACUAGGGUAGAAGGUAAACCUCUUCAGUUGACUCUUCAGGCUUGUGAUGUCAAAGGAAAAGAAGACAAGUCAGGACCUGAAAACCUCCUUGUGGAACCAUGGACAAGGGAUGGUUUUCUUACAGAGACUGGAAAAACCAGAGCAAGUACUAUUUUUUCUACAGGAACUGAGUCUGCCUUCCAAGUUACACAGAUAAGAAUUAUGGUUCGACGUGGUGGUAUUGGUGCUCAAUGUGGGCUGGUAUUUGCUUAUAACUCAUCUUCUGAUAAAUUUAAUGCAGAAGAACAUUUCAAACGCUUUGAAAAAUAUGACAGAUGGAAACUUCAGGAGCUCAGGCAAUUUGUAAAACACAGGGCUGGCUGUUCAUCUGAAGACCUUGGAGAAGGUGUUCCUAUUGGCUGGGUUGAGCUAGAAGAAGAGAGGGAUGAAACAGAUGUCAAACUGCAGCAGUGCCGAGUUGCCAAAUAUUUGAUGGUGAAGUUCCUGUGCACCCGUCAGGAAUCAGCAGAGCGCUUGGGAGUGCAAGGCUUGAGCAUCAGUGGGUACCUUCGGCCUGCAAGAGCAGAAGCAGAGCAAAGUAUCCUCUGUGCCCACUGCAAGAAGGAUACAGAGAGUGCUUGUGGUGCCACCCUGCUCCUCAGGACCCUGCAGUUCAUCCAACAGCUUGCUCAUGACCUGGUGCAACAAAAAAAAAGUGGCUUAAAAUAUAAAUCUUUUCUGGACUUCACGGGUCUUGAUUUACAGAUCUUCUGGAAGUUUUACAGUAAACUAAAACAAAGCCCAAGAGAAGAGUGCAUCUGUGCCCAAACCCUGCUACUGCAGCUUCUGCAGAGUUGCUUUUCAGUGCUGCAGGGAGAUGUGCCUACUGCCUCUGAGGAGGGGAAGCCUCCAGCUCAGCAUCCGGAGAGAGUACAGGCUGCCAAGGAGCUCUAUACACACUUAUGUGAUGUGGUAGAUAAGGUAGAUGGAGACUCAGUACUUGUGGAGAUUCUAAAGCAAGAAGUUAAGAAAACCCUUCUCAAUGGGGCUGCCAUAUUCUUUCCUGAUCGACAGACCCGCCGGAACCAUCUCUUCACUAUGAUGAAGAAUAUUACUGAGCAAGAACAUAAGCAGUCCCUGCAGCUCACAUUCCAUUCACUGUGCACAUACUUUAGUGAUAAAGACCCAGGUGGCCUUCUACUUUUACCUGAGAAAAGUGACCUUGCUGGCAUGAACAUUGGUGAAGUCCUAGCUGUCAUGAAUACCCUCCUUUCUGUGGCUGCUCGAGAGUGUGAGCUGUUGAUGCUCAGUGAGGCACCAGGGGAAGUUGGCUCUGUGCUCUUUUCUCUGUUCUGGUCUGUGCAAGGGAGUCUGCUCUCCUGGUGCUAUCUGCAACUGAAGAGCACAGACUCUGGAGCCAAAGAUCUUGCUGUUGAUAUUAUUGAAUAUGUGGGACAGUUUCUGGCAAGCAUGAGAGUGAUUUUGGAAUCCCUUUUGUCACAGUAUAGUGGAAAAACCAUAGUAGAAAAACUGUGUAAUUCAGUGUUUUCCAUGGCAGCUCGUCAACUGGUCAUCUUUCUCCUAGACUUCUGUUCUUUGGACAUUUCACACUGUACUCUCUUGAGAGAGUUCAGUACCUUGACAGAGCUGUUGAAGAAGCUCUGCAAUGACCCUGAAGGAGGACUGAGCAAGCUGGAUGUUGAGACCUGGCAGCAGGAACAGCCUGUGGUACUACAUACAUGGACCAAGGAAUCUGCCCAUAACUAUGAAAAUAACUGCCAUGAAGUAUCUGUCUUUGUUAGCCCAGGGGCAACCUAUUUUGAAGUGGAAUUUGAUGAGAGGUGUGAAACUGAAAAGCGGUAUGAUUAUCUGGAAUUUACAGACUCUAGAGGUGGGAAGACACGCUAUGACACAAAAGUUGGUACUUAUAAGUGGCCUAAGAAAGUGACCUUUAAGGAUGGUCCUCGGCUUCAAUUCCUCUUUCAUUCUGACAGCAGCAAUAAUGAGUGGGGCUACAAAUUCACUGUCACUGCCUACGGCCUGCCUGAUGUUGCCGUGUCUUGGGGGUUAGACUUGCAACUCCUUGUCUCUCGACUAAUGGGCCGCCUUGCCUCCCAGUGUAUGGCACUCAAGUCUGUGCAUCAGUUAGGCAGUAACCUGGCAGUACCACAGGCAAAAAUGGCUUCAGUACUGAACUCCCCAUUGUGGAAACCUGUCUUCAGGCAUCAGAUUUGUCCAGGGUUGGAAUUAGAAGCAAGCUGGCCCACUCACCUACAUCAGAAUGAGAAGGAGGUUAAGAAAAUCCCUGACGAUCCCUGCCGGCGUUUUCUCCUUGAUUUUGCCCAGUCAGAGCCUGCUCAGAACUUCUGUGGGCCAAAUUCAGAACUGUUCAAAGGAUUCAUACAGGCAUGUAGAAAACAGGCCCCAAAGACAGAUAUAGUUGCUGGUUCCACUAUUGAUCAAGCUGUGAACGCCACCUUUGCUGCUCUGGUGUAUCGCACUCCAGAUUUAUAUGAGAAGCUGCAAAAAUAUGUAAAUAGCGGGGGCAAGAUAGCCCUGAGUGAAGAGUUUGCACAGGUGUAUUCCCUGGCAGAUGGGAUUCGAAUAUGGAUGUUAGAGAUGAAGCAAAAGUCCCUGAUGAGCCUAGGGAAUGAGGCUGAAGAAAAACUCAGUUCAGAAGCUGUAGAGGCGAACCCAGAGAGCCUAGCAAAAGAAUGUAUUCAGAAAAGUCUUCUGUUACUAAAAUUUUUGCCCAUGGACAAAAGUUCAGAAGAAACCUUUGACAAGUUGGUGACUGUCAAUGAAACCGAUCAUCUCCAGCCACUAGACAGGCACCAGAGGACAAGCUCUGUGGUAGAAGAGCAUUUCCAAGCCUCAGCAUCUCCCACAGAAGCAGGCCCCUCAACUGCCGGAGACAACAGUCCUGACUGGGAGGUCCCAUCAAAGCUGCCACCAAGUAGUGGGCCUCCCUCUGCAGAAGUGCCCACUGCUGAGGAGCCCUCCUCACCUUCCACACCUACCCGGCGGCCACCCUUCACCCGAGGGCGACUCCGGCUACUCUCUUUCAGAUCCAUGGAAGAAGCCAGACCACUGCCUACAGUAAAAGAGAAAUAUCCAGUGUUGAAGGAUGCCAUGGACUUCAUUAAAGAUCAAUCACUCUCAUAUGACAGUGUUGUAAAGGUUCUUUCCUUAAAGAAAGCCCAAGCCAAGAGCAUCCUGGAAGCCCUGAGGGUAAUUCAGUACUGUACAGAAUCCCUAGGACAGCCUCACUGCUUUCAUCCACCAUAUGUUCUUUUCCUGUUGGAACUUCUGACCUGCCAGAAAGAUUUUACCAAUUAUUUUGGACACUUGGAAGGCUGUGGUGCUGACCUACACAAAGAAAUUCGAGAUACUUACUAUCAACUUGUUCUCUUUUUGGUCAAAACAAAGGAUUUAGUAACAUAAAAGAGAUACUGGAUUACUUUGGAUAGAUCUUUGUUGCCUGCCUUAUUGUGCAUUCAGACAGCCCUACUUCAUCUUUUGGAUAUGGGCUGUGAACCUUGUGAUCUUGCCUUCUUUGUUGAUAUUCAGUUACCAGAUCUCCUAAUGAAAAUGUCACAAGAAAAUAUCAGUGUCCACGAUAGUAUGAUCAGCCAGUGGAAUGAAGAGGAUGAGCUUGCUGAUGCCAAGCAGAAUUCAGAAUGGAUGGAUGAGUGUCAGGAUGGCAUGUUUGAGGCCUGGUAUGAAAAAAUAGCUCAGGAGGAUCCAGAGAAGCAGAGGAAAAUGCACAUGUUCAUUGCUCGUUACUGUGACCUGCUAAAUGUGGACAUCUCUUGUGAUGGAUGUGAUGAGAUUGCUCCCUGGCACCGCUACCGGUGUCUUCAAUGCAGUGACAUGGAUCUCUGCAAAACUUGCUUCCUAGGUGGAGUGAAGCCUGAAGGCCAUGGAGAUGACCAUGAAAUGGUCAACAUGGAGUUUACCUGUGACCACUGCCAGGGUUUGAUCAUAGGCCGAAGAAUGAACUGCAAUGUGUGUGAUGACUUUGAUCUUUGUUAUGGAUGCUAUGCAGCAAAGAAAUAUUCCUAUGGCCAUUUGCCUACCCAUAGCAUCACAGCCCACCCCAUGGUGACCAUCCGGAUCAGUGACCGCCAGAGGCUCAUCCAGCCAUAUAUCCACAACUACUCCUGGCUGCUCUUUGCUGCCUUGGCUCUCUAUAGUGCCCAUGUGACCAGCACAGAGGACAUGGAUGGGGAGAAACUGGGUCCUCAGGCCCGCAGCAGUGCCGCCAUCCUUCGGAGCCAGUGCAUGCAGCUGGUCGGGGACUGUCUGAUGAAGGCUCACCAGGGCAAAGGUCUUAAAACUCUAGCUCUUCUUGGUAUACUGCCAGAUGGUGACUCUACUCCAGAACACCAGGCUCUGCCAAUCACAGUGUCAACGCCGACAUCAGAGGAGCAGCUAGAGAAGAAAACUGUCCAUCCCACUCAGCAGCUGUCAGAGACAGGCUCAUUAGUGCAGUGCAAUGGAGAGAUGUGGGGAGAUGAAUACGCUAGACUCUUGUGGAAAAACCUACAUUCAGGGCAAAAAGUGCACAAUGAGCAAAAGCCCCAGAACAACACAGGAGAGAAACCUUUUUGGCAAGUGUAUAGCAAUGGAGCAGAAUAUGAGAAGAUGGAAUACUGCUGCUAUGAAGGACUUUGUUGUCAAAGCCCAAGCUGUCUGCCUGGGAAAUUUCAACCUCUCAGCCUGGCAGAGGAUAGAAAUACACCAUCAGGAUGGCGAUUUUAUGCUGAGAUUUCAGAAUCGUCAUCUCAGAAGCCAAUAGAGGAAAAAGCAGUUACUCCAAAUCCUGAGCAAGUGUUUGCUGAGUGUUCCCAGAAGAGGAUUUUAGGACUGCUAGCAGCCAUGUUACCUCCAGCAAAGUUGGGUCCAACACUCCCCCUGAUAGACCUGGAGCAUGUCCUCCCACUGAUGUUUCAGGUUGUCAUCUCCAAUGCAGGACACUUGAAUGAAACCUACCACCUCACUCUGGGACUUCUUGGCCAGUUAAUCAUCCGUCUUUUACCAGCAGAGGUAGAUGCUGCAGUGAUCAAGGUCCUUUCAGCCAAACACAACCUGUUUGCUGCAGGAGACAGUUCCAUUGUGCCAGAUGGUUGGAAGACCACUCAUCUACUUUUCAGCCUCGGAGCUGUGUGCCUGGACAGCCGGGUGGGCUUGGAUUGGGCGUGCUCCAUGGCAGAGAUUCUGCGGUCACUCAAUAAUGCCCCGCUUUGGCAAGAUGUCAUUGCUACCUUCACAGACCACUGCAUCAAGCAGCUGCCUUUCCAGCUGAAGCAUACCAACAUCUUUACCCUGCUGGUUCUGGUUGGCUUCCCUCAGGUUCUCUGUGUGGGAACUCGCUGUGUUUAUAUAGAUAAUGCCAACGAGCCCCAUAAUGUUAUCAUCUUGAAACAUUUCACUGAGAAGAACAGGGCUGUGAUUGUUGAUGCCAAAACUCGGAAAAGGAAAACAGUGAAAGACUACCAACUGACUCAGAAGGGAGGAGGACAAGAAUGCAAUGACUCUGAGACCCAGCUGAGCCAGUAUUCCCAGCACUUCGCCUUUAUUGCCAGUCACCUUCUGCAAACCAGCAUGGAUAGUCAUUGCUCUGAGGCAGUGGAAGCAACGUGGAUUCUGUCCCUGGCCCUCAAAGGUUUAUAUAAAACACUAAAGGCUCAUGGUUUUGAAGAGAUCCAUGCAACCUUUCUUCAGACUGAUCUGCUGAAGCUGUUAGUGAAAAAGUGCAGCAAAGGGACUGGCUUCAGCAAGACAUGGCUCCUCCGGGAUCUGGAAGUAAGGAACAAGGCACCACCUCCUUCCACUGCUAUCCAGCUGGCUCUGCGUGCUCAUUCCUAUUCUGUGCAGCUUUUAAACUGUACCUUGCUUCUGUCUUCCCUUCCAGAAUUAAAGAUUCUGACACCUUUCCUCCCCUACCAGGAAAAAAUUCUGCAGAAGGUUCUCCAGGGCUGCCGAGAGAACAUGCUGGGGACCAUGGCUCUGGCUGCCUGCCAGUUCAUGGAGGAGCCCGGAAUGGAGGUGCAAGUGAGGGAAUCCAAACACCCAUAUAAUAACAACACCAGCUUUGAGUUUCAUCAGACACACCUCAGUUGCUUUCCCCUGUUGCCCCUGUGUCCUGCAUUUUCUCUACUUCUUCAUGACCCAGGAGAUACUCUGUAUUACCGAUUCACCUCUGACAUGAGCAACACUGAGUGGGGCUACAAAUUCACUGUGACAGCCGGACACCUAGGACGGUUCCAAACAGGAUUCGAGAUUUUGAAGCAGAUGUUAUCAGAAGAAAGGGUUGUGCCUCACCUCCCAUUGGCCAAAAUUUGGGAAUGGCUGGUGGGCGUAGCCUGCCGCCAGACUGGUCAUCAGAGACUAAAGGCCAUCCAUUUACUGCUGAGAAUUGUGCGAUGCUGCACACACAGUGACCUUUGUGACCUGGCACUGUUGAAGCCGCUGUGGCUGCUGUUUACCCACAUGGAGUACAGCCUGUUUGAGGACGUGACACAGCCUGGCAUCCUGCUCCCCCUGCAUCGGGCCCUCACUGAGCUUUUUUUUGUCACCGAGAACCGUGCCCAGGAGCUUGGCUUGCUGCAGGAGUACCUGCUAGCCUUAACCACUGAUGACCACCUUCUUCGCUGUGCAGCCCAGGCUCUGCAGAAUGUUGCUGCCAUCAGCCUGGCCAUCAACUACCCAAACAAGGCCACCCACCUCUGGAAUGUCGAGUGUUAACCUCACUGUGGCUGUGACGUUCAUGGACUUGAUAAUCUGUCCACAGGGGUUCAAAGCUAGACCUCCAGCCUCACUGAGAAAAAAA